AUGUACAGCAGCUUACAUUACUUCAUUGCAAGCAUACCAGAAAAAGUGUACAGGUUUGAUCUUGUUAUGUAUCAUGACUUGUUAGCCAUGAUAUUUGCAGUUGAGGAAAUAAACCAGGACCACUUUUUGUUGGGCAAUAAAACACUGGGCUUCAAAGUUUAUGAUGCCUGCUAUACAGAAGCUCGUGCCAUUGAAAGUAUUUUUACUUUUUUAUCUGGACUAAAACAACUGAUACCAAACUAUAUCUGUAAAGCCAAUCCUAUUGUUGCUGGCAUUAUAGGAGACUGGGCUUCCUCAUCUUCCCUUCCUAUUGCUAGAAUAUUAGGAAUUUAUAGGUUUCCACAGAUCAGUCAUGGAGCUGGGCUUCCAGUUCUGAGUGACAAGCUUCAGUUCCCAUCAUUUCUCCGAACUGUUCCAAGUGCUUAUUAUCAGCCAUUUGGCCUGGCCCAGUUUAUUGUUCACUAUGGCUGGACAUGGGUGGGCCUGGUGGCUACAGAUAAUGACUUUGGGAUUCAGGGAAGUCAACAACUCAAGGAAGAACUAAUAAAAGUGAGAGUAUGCCUGGCAUAUUAUGAAGUCAUUCCAACUCAAAUUCCCAAAUCGAGGGCGGUCUCUCUUGUUCACACCAUCAAGAAGUCAUCAGCAACAGUUGUAGUAAUUUAUGCAUUCACAGCACAGGUGAUUUCUCUGAUGGAGGAGAUUCUACAACACAAUAUUACUGGCAAAGUUUGGAUUGCAAGUUCUAGUUGGGCAUUCUCUGAUGCCUUUUCAAAAAAGGAGUUGUGGAAAGCACUACAUGGGACACUGGCUUUUACAUUUUACAGUGGCAACAUCCCUGGUUUUAAAGAAUUCCUUUAUACACUGUCUCCCUCCAGAUAUCCCAAUGACAAUUUUAUUAAAGAAUUGUGGGAAACUGCUUUUGGCUGCAAGUGGCCAGUGAAUGGAAGUGCUGAAAUACUGUCUACAGAAAAUAAAAAUGCAAAAAGUAGCUUUUGUACUGGCAAAGAAAGCCUGGAAUCCCUUGAUGCUGCAGUGUAUCAGACUGAAAAGUUUCGUUGUACCUACACAAUGCACAAUGCAGUGUAUACUCUGGCAUUUGCAUUGCAUAAUUUACAAUCAUGCAGCCAUGGGGAAGGACCAUUUGCUAAUAAAAGUUGCACAAACAAGAAUAAUUUUCAGUUAUGGCAGCUUCUUCAUUAUGUAAGGAAAGUACAUUUUCAGAAUAAAAGUGGCCAAAAAGUGUUUUAUGAUGAAAAUGGAGACGUGCCACCUUUAUUUGAUUUCAUAAACUGGCAGUUGACUGCAGAGAACUCUAUGAGUUUUUUUAAAGUCGGAAGCUACAAACCAAGUUCCAGCCAACAUCCAGAGCUCAGCAUGAAUGACUCUGCUAUUGUAUGGAGUGGAGGACAUAAAAAGAUACCAAAAUCAUUUUGCAGUGACAGUUGUUCUGCAGGUUUCAGAAAAGUACCCCUCCAGGGUGAACCAGUCUGCUGUUUUGGUUGUGCUCCAUGUCCAGAAGGCGAGAUCUCUAACUUUUCAGAAACAGGUGACUGUGUCAAGUGCCCUGAAAAUUAUUGGUCCAACUCCCAGAAAGAUGUCUGCAUUCCGAAGUAUAUGGAGUUCCUUUCAUAUGAAGAACCCUUGGGUGCAUCAUUGGCUACAAUUAGCACAGUUCUUUCUCUUGUCCCUUUGGCUGCUUUAUGCAUCUUUGUCAGACAUCAUGAUACUCCAGUUGUCAAGGCCAACAACCGUGAAGUCAGUUAUUUUCUUCUUCUCAGUAUGGUGUUGUGUUUCCUCUGUGCCCUUCUUUUUAUUGGACGCCCAAGAAAUGAAAACUGCAUUUUCCGCCAAACUGCUUUUGGUGUAUUCUUUACUCUAUGUGUUUCCUCAGUAUUGGCUAAAACUAUUACAGUGGUCAUUGCCUUCAAAGCUACAAAACCAGGCAGCAAACUGCAAAAAUGGAUGGCGUCCAGAACUUCUUUUUUGAUAAUUAUUUUUUGCUCAUUGUUGCAGGUCGUUGUAUGUGUAGCUUGGUUGAUAAUAUCUCCACCUUUUGUAGAUAUCAACAGGAGCUUUUCAUGGAAGCUUAUUGUUGAGUGUAAUGAAGGUUCAUUAGCAAUGUUUUAUUGCAUGUUGGGGUACUUUGGAUUUUUAGCCAUCAUUAGUUUUGUAGCUGCCUUCUUAGCCAGAAAUCUGCCAGAUAGUUUCAAUGAAGCCAGAUAUAUUACAUUUAGCAUGAUUGUUUUUGUAAGUGUAUGGUUGUCAUUUGUUCCUGCCUAUCUAAGCACAAAGGGAAAGUAUAUGGUUGCAGUAGAGAUUUUUGCCAUAAUUUCUUCCAAUGCAGGGCUGUUCAUUUGUAUUUUUUCUCCAAAGUGUUACAUUAUUCUGCUGAGACCAGAGAAGAACAGCCGAGAAUAUUUAAGAGAUCAAAAAUAUGUGGAAAAAAAAUCUGGACAUUUGAGUGGUAUGGUGGCUUUUGCUUCACACCACUAUGGCUACAUCUCUGUUAUUGUUGGGUUAUUGUCAAAGUCUAUUUCUAACUCUAUUUUAUUACCUAGUUAUAUGGCUUGGGAUCCACUGGUCAUUGCCUUCUUUUGCUUAUAA
This is a messenger RNA of Protopterus annectens (West African lungfish), 2604 nucleotides long. Its product is annotated as vomeronasal type-2 receptor 1-like. Gene Ontology annotation, biological process: G protein-coupled receptor signaling pathway. The coding region runs from base 1 to 2604 and encodes 867 amino acids. The transcript has 7 exons. The record is from RefSeq and is a predicted model, not a curated record. Lineage: Eukaryota; Metazoa; Chordata; Ceratodontiformes; Protopteridae. Gene Ontology annotation, molecular function: G protein-coupled receptor activity. Gene Ontology annotation, cellular component: membrane.